Drosophila montana is the source of this 1544-nucleotide messenger RNA. RefSeq names its product protein disulfide-isomerase A6 homolog. The coding region runs from base 70 to 1389 and encodes 439 amino acids. Gene Ontology annotation, cellular component: endoplasmic reticulum lumen. The record is from RefSeq and is a predicted model, not a curated record. Lineage: Eukaryota; Metazoa; Arthropoda; Insecta; Diptera; Drosophilidae. Gene Ontology annotation, biological process: response to endoplasmic reticulum stress. Gene Ontology annotation, molecular function: protein-disulfide reductase activity. The transcript has a single exon.
AGAAAAUUAUUAGACUUUGCAUAGGAAGGUUUUUUUUUCGUAUUAGAUUUCUUUUUUUGCUAAUUAAAGAUGAGCAAAGUUUCCAAAUCGUGGAGCCUGAAGGUGGCGGCAUUCGUUGCCGUUUCGAGUCUUUUCACGCUCUUUGUGCUGGUGGCUGCCCAUUCGAUUGAUUUCUACUCGCCGGCAGAUGGCGUUGUGGAGCUGACUGGCUCGGACUUUGAGAGCAUGGUGCUGCAGGACGACGCCAUUUGGAUUGUACAAUUCUAUGCGCCCUGGUGCAGCCACUGCCAAGCCAUGCUGCCCGAAUACAAGCGGCUGGCCAAGGCGCUGAGGGGCGUCAUCAAGCUGGGCGCGGUCAACAGCGAGCGGCACACGGAGCUGACCGCCAAAUAUGAAAUACGCGGCUUUCCGCUUAUCAAAAUUUUCGGUGCUGACAAACAGAAGCCCACCGAUUUCUUUGGACCGCGCACAGCCCAGGCCAUGGCCGAGCUGGCUGUGGCCGAGGUCAAGAAGAAGGUAAAGGCGGCCUUUGGCGAGAGGCUGGACGUGGCCACAGACGCGGCCCGCAACAGCGUUUGCUCGGCGAGCGAAGUCACGGAGCUGCGGGCGGAUAAUUUUGAUAGGCUGGUGCUCAACUCGGCUGACAUUUGGCUGGUGGAGUUCUAUACGCCCUGGUGUCCGCACUGCAAGAAUCUGGCGGCCACCUGGAUCGAGGCGGCCAGGGAGCUCAAGGGCAAGAUCAAGCUGGGCGCCCUGGACGCCAGCGCCAACAAGCACAAGGCGGCCGAGCACAAUGUGCGCAGUUAUCCGACCAUCAAAUACUUUCCGGCCCAGUCGAAGCAGCCCGCCGACGCAGUCGUAUACACGGGCCAGCGCACUGCGGCGGCCAUCGUCAGCUGGGCCAACAGCAAGCCGGUGGCGCCCGCACCCAACGUGGCCGAGAUCACGGACGAGUCGAGUUUGUUCAAUGCCUGCGGCCACAGGUCCUGGUGCGUCAUCUCCGUGCUGCCCACGCUGCUCGAUUGCAAUGCCCGGUGCCGCAACAAAUUGCUCGGCACUUUGCGCGGACUGUGCGCCAAGUAUCCGGCGCAGCAGGGCUGGGGCUGGGUCUGGACCGAGGGCGGCCAGCAGCCGGCCCUGGAGAAGGGUUUGCGCGUGGGCGGCUUUGGCUAUCCGGCUCUGGUCGUGGUCAAUUGCCGUCGAAUGCGAUAUGCCGUCUUUAAGGGCUCGUUUUCGGAAGCUGCACUGGAUGAAUUUCUGGGCGAUAUUGUCAGGGGGCGUGGCAGAACUUCAACUGUUAACUGCGCCCAAAAGCCGCCCAUUCGCAGCGUUAUAGGCUGGGACGGGCAGGAUGCCGUCGCCGAGCGUUCAAUCACGGACGAGCUCUAAAGCUAUUUUUAUUAUUUAUUAUUUGUCAUGGUCAGUUAAUGUUGAAUUCGUGAAAGAACCGAUUCAGUUAGAUGUACUCCAAAAACUCAGCUUGAACUCUUUUUUGGCAUAAUUUGUCUAAAUUAUGAAAUAAAUUUCAUGUUCCGCAGAUUUAA